UAUAAUUGUAUAAAUAUAUACAAAACGAAAUAGGAUCGAACAGUCUUACGUGCACUACACAAAACAUAUUCGGUUAUCAAGUAACCAUACAUAUGAUUUUAUUUAUUGUGAAUGGCUACAUGAACUGUCAAAAAAUGUAAACAUAAGAAAUACAAAAAUGGUAUAAGGAAGUUACCGCCGCAAAAGAACAGUUGGUAGAAUUUGUUGUUUUUAGCAAAUAUAAUUUAUUAAUAAAUGCUUUGGAUUUUUAUUAAUUGAAUAUUUCUGUGUUGUGUGUAAUACGCAAUGGAGGAGAAUUCUAAAACUUCAGAAACUACGCAAAAGAAAAUAGUUUUAACACUUAUAAGUGGUACCGGCUUUGUUUUCAAUCAUAAUGAUUAUGUUACACUUCGAAAGAAAUAUCGUAUAAUUGGAGCAAGAAGAGAAGCUUGCUUUGCUCGAAAAGUGUUGGCGUCACGUUUUAGUAUUCCUGUGCGAUUGACGCCGCUAGAAACACGUUUGUUGUUGGAGCGGGACAUUGCUGUACUAGUAUCUAAAAAAGAAAGACUUUUGGGAGAACCCUCAGUUGCUGAGCAAGAGGCCUUUAAAGACCGUUCCACGCAGCAAUUAAAAGCAUGCAAUGAAAUGAAUGUCGCAGAAAAAACAGUGGAUAGAGAAUUAUCAGUUCCAAGAAAACAUUUGGGCAAAAGAAAACAUUCCUCUGCGACCGUUAUAACACCAUUACCUAAUAUUGAAGAAAUAAAUAAAAUGAUAACGGAAAAUGUGAAUAAUACGGAAAGUAGUUUUGCACUGAAUGAAAAAAGUUUAUACGUUUUUUUUAAUGGAUUCCCCCUGCCACAUAAAGCUAAAAUUGUGAGUGUUAAAGACAACAACUCUUUUCAAUACCGAGUAUUUAGGGAUUUAUGGAUGCGUGGUUAUUAUAUAACUUGUGGCGAUGUGUAUGGAGGGGAUUUUAUUAUUUAUAAUGGAGAUCCUGAGCGAUAUCAUUCUUCUCAUAUUAUUAAUUUGUUACCAGAUGGUAAAUUGCAUUAUUAUGAAAUGAUGACUAUGUCACGAAUGGCGACGGCUGUAAGAAAAAAUAGUGUCGUUGCGUAUCUAAUACAAAAAGAUGAAAACCAAACUACUGAACUAAAGUACUACACAUUUAAAUGGAACAAGCAGUUUUAUGAUUCAUUUAAAGAAGAUAAAACUGAAUCUUCCACUGAAAAUGAAUCGUCCACUGAAAAUGAAUCGUCCACUGAAAAUGAAUCCUCUACUGAAAAUGAAUCUACCGAAAAUGAAGUGUCCACUGAAAAUAAAUCUUCUACUGAAAAUUAAUACAUAUUCUAAGACUUGAAGGAAUGUUACGAGGAAGGAGAUGUUGCCUCCGAUGCAAUGUAAUGGUUAACUGAAGACAGCAAAUCAACUUAAACAGUAAUAAAUCAGUUUUGAUGAUGAAUAUUUCAACUCAUAGAUUAUGUUAUACGCACGGGACUCAUUCGCAUAUAUAAGACAACGAAUUUGGGAUAUAACAGCUUCAAUUAUAAAACACAUAUAUGAAUAUGUAAUUGUAUUCAACACAUAUUUCACACAUUUUACAACAUCAUGUUAUCGUUUUACUCUUUUUCACAACAAUUUGACG
Molecule: messenger RNA, 1621 nt
Organism: Teleopsis dalmanni
Lineage: Eukaryota; Metazoa; Arthropoda; Insecta; Diptera; Diopsidae
Product: tRNA-splicing endonuclease subunit Sen34-like
Exons: 5
Coding region: 286-1317 (343 amino acids)
Biological process (GO): tRNA-type intron splice site recognition and cleavage; tRNA splicing, via endonucleolytic cleavage and ligation
Molecular function (GO): tRNA-intron lyase activity; nucleic acid binding
Source: RefSeq, a predicted model, not a curated record